AAACAACAGGUUGCGAGGAUUUUUUACUAUGAACGUAGAUAAAGCUGUAGAGCAAUUGUCUGCAGUGGUCGGGGAAGAAGCCAAAGACGAGGUGGAAAGCAACGAGGAGGACGAGGAGGAACUCCCUCCUCUCGAGAAACGAACAGACAUAUUAUACUGCGGCGUUUGCAGUAUUCCGCCAGAGUAUUGCAUCUUUAACCCCCCUGAUUUGUACGCCGAUUGCCUGAGAUGGCAAGCGAAGUGCCACACGGAGCUUUUACCUGAGGGUGCAUCGGUCGACGACAUGCUGGCAAAGCUUAAUCUGCACAAUUCCGGAAGUGGAGGGAAAAUUAACAGCAGUGGUGAUGGUCGAGCAGGUGUCAAUGCAGCAGCAGGCGAAGGAGAGAGCACAGGCGAGGGUGAAGAGGAUGACGGAAACGGAAGAGAAGAAGACGAAUGCGGCAAAAAGAAGAAAGGAGGGCCUAAAGGGAUUAAGAAGAAGGAGACGACAUCAGGGGGCAAGGUCCUCAUCAUGCGCAUGUCUCGGAAUAAGCGCAAGUCAAUCACAGUGGUCACAGGCCUCGAUUCCUAUCCAGAUUUGAAGCUCAAGGACGUGGCCAAGGCGUUGGGAAAGGCCUUUGCGUCCGGAGCAUCUGUUUCGGAUACCGGCAGCGGAGGGAAGGAAAUUGUAAUUCAGGGCGACGUCAUUGACAGCCUGGCGAUAAUGCUUGAGGAAAAGUAUAAGGUACCCGCGACAAAUAUAAUGAUCAAAUCAUAAAGCACGUCGUCCACAAGGAAUGUCAGGAGACGAAGAGAAAACAUCGAUGGCGCACGCCUUGUGUUCCAGCGUUCACCAGACAAAGCGUCAAGCCUGAAGUUUAAGAGGUAGCGCGAGACAAUAAGCGUAACUUAAAUGGAAAGAUCAACUAAAAUGCGUCUA
Nannochloropsis gaditana CCMP526 is the source of this 919-nucleotide messenger RNA. Its product is annotated as rna binding protein. The transcript is spliced from 7 exons. Bases 29 to 757 code for a protein of 242 amino acids. Gene Ontology annotation, molecular function: mRNA binding; translation initiation factor activity. The record is from RefSeq and is a predicted model, not a curated record. Gene Ontology annotation, biological process: translation reinitiation; formation of translation preinitiation complex.